AUGGACAACCUCGACUUCUCCCACGAUGCCUUCCUGACCUUCGACGCCCUCGACUCCAACCAGGGGAUGGUCGGCAUACCCACCCCGGCGGAGGAAAGUCGCAACUGCCGGGAACAUCACCUGAGGCAUUGGCCAGUGCAAUCGACUACGGUUGAAGAGGCACCGACACUCAACGUCACGCCAGCAGCGCUUGUCGUUUCUCGCAAGGCGCUCUCGGCUCGGCAGGACGAUAAGCCCAAGCCGUUCGAAGCCAAGAAGCUGAUUGAGGAGGGCUUCGGGAAGGACAAGCGGCGGCCUGGCUUCCAACGCAACUCAAUUGUCAAGCACGCAGAGCGGGUACAACCGAAAAUCCUCGGAGUUCUCCUCGGCGAUGCCAAUGGCUGGCUCUCCUACUUAUAG
Messenger RNA from Coniosporium apollinis CBS 100218, 399 nucleotides. RefSeq lists its product as uncharacterized. NCBI's taxonomy places the organism in Eukaryota, Fungi, Ascomycota, Dothideomycetes. Bases 1 to 399 code for a protein of 132 amino acids. The record is from RefSeq and is a predicted model, not a curated record. The transcript has 2 exons.